Molecule: messenger RNA, 4586 nt
Organism: Topomyia yanbarensis
Lineage: Eukaryota; Metazoa; Arthropoda; Insecta; Diptera; Culicidae
Gene: Hsl
Product: hormone-sensitive lipase
Exons: 6
Coding region: 637-3303 (888 amino acids)
Biological process (GO): triglyceride catabolic process; cholesterol metabolic process
Cellular component (GO): cytosol
Molecular function (GO): sterol ester esterase activity; triacylglycerol lipase activity
Source: RefSeq, a predicted model, not a curated record
AAACACUUAUUUUUUGUUUUCUUUGCGGACCGUCGUGGGCGAAAUCAAAAAAGUUCCGACAUUCCAUCACACAGCUACAAAAUUUGCUCCGCUUAAAUAAAUCAGUAAAACUAUAAAACUUAUUUGCAAAUCAAAGAAUAUAUUGCAUAGCAAACUAGUGGGAAUCAGUGUAAGACAAAGUGGAAGUUUUGUGGCAUUCCGCCGAGUAUACUAUGAACAAUAGAACUGAAUUAUAGCCGCUGGUGUUGUUUGUUACCAACUUUAAGAAACCGCCGUAAGAAGCUUUGAACAAGCAUAAAAAAUUAUUUUAGACGAGCGGCGCCAAUGAUAUAAUAAACAUAUGUCUGACAAAGUGAGUCAGACGACCCACAAACGACCGUCACUUUCGUUUGCUUGUUAUCAACAGCACUGUCAGACAAUUUGGAAACAGAAGAGCCGGAACUCAAGGUAUGAUAUCAGGAUGCAUUUGAAUCAGUAAUCCGGUAUCAAAGUGCAUGACCGUACGCGCCCCGAGUUGUCACGAGUGACGUGAUAAGAUAGAACGCGAGCAGCAGUAGAAUUUGGAGCCCACAAUCAUUCACCGUCUUAUCGCUGUUCAGUUAGUUGCUGCAAGUGAAGUUGGUUGGUUUAAAGUUGAUGCGAACAAAGAAAUUAGACAUGCCAAAGCAACCUGAAACAAUAGCAAUGGAAUGCAGCAGUGGAACUGACGCCAACGACGCCAUUCUUCAGAUAGACUCGGAGGUUGAGACGGACUGCUUGGUUACGGAAUCGAAACCCAAUUCCGAUGAGUUGUAUCUUUUCGAUACCUUGAUUGAGUUAUGUAGGAACAAUAUCAACUAUUUCAAAGAUGAUGAAACGGAGAAUGGACUUCGAAUUCAUGGUGCCUUUGUGGGACUGAUUGAUCACAUCGAGACUGCCAAGCCGUUGGUGAAGGAGAUCAAAAAUUUUGCGCAUGAGUAUGACUACGAUGAGGCCAGUCCAGGGAAUGGAUUCAGGAGUUUUAUUUAUGUAAUGAAUAGCUGCGUCAAGAAUACUUUGAAACUCGCAAGGUAUGUUAUGGAAAAUAGAGGUAGCAUGCUGUUCAGGAAGACUGUCUAUGUGAAGGAAGUUGAAGCGUAUAAUCAUCUGAUGGCUAGUCUUUGCACGUGUCUUAAACAUUGUUGUACACUUCGUCAGUGGAGUAAGUCAGGAGAGCUUUUCCCUGAUGCACAUUCCGUUGAAGAACUGCUCGGCAGAGCAGAAACGAUCAAUCAGUUUUGUUUUUAUGGAAGAUGUCUUGGUUUCCAAUUUUGUGAGUCCAUGAGAUCGUUACUGAAAUUUAUUUCAAUUGGAAUGGCAGGCUUUUCCGAGGGUUACUACUCGGAAGGCGGGAGAAUAUCCAAGGCCACUAAUCUAAUGUUCACGAGCACAAAGUAUUUGUUGGAUCCGGAGCUAAGAGCGCGUCGAAUUGUCAACAUUUCUCAGCAUUCUAAUGUAGACUUUUGUAAAGCCUUUUGGUUUUUAGCUGAAUCCGAAUUGAUGCAAUCGCUUCCGUCUAUCGUUGGGUUUAAAAUCAAGGUUAGCCGUGCCAUAACCAUCCCUCCGGAACCAAUCGCUUUGAAGGCUGAAAACUUAGACGAAAUCAUUAACAUUCCAAUACCCAAAGCUUACAGUGGAGCAGGUCCAGUCAAAGCCCGCCUCAUUAGUGCCGUGAAACGGAGAGGUAUGAUUGGCCAGAAAGUCAACCCCCGCAGUACAAUCCACCCACCGUCUCCAGCAUUGCUGUUUCACUGCCAUGGCGGAGGAUUCGUAGCGCAAAGCUCUAAGUCGCAUGAGAGUUAUCUGCGCGAAUGGGCCAUCUCUCUGAACAUUCCUAUCUUUUCAAUCGAUUACAGUCUUGCUCCGGAAGCACCAUUUCCGCGGGCUUUGGAGGAAGUGUUCUAUGCUUACUGCUGGGCACUGAAAAACUGUGAACUGCUCGGGACAACCGCUGAAAAAAUCAUCUUUGCAGGUGAUUCCGCUGGGGCAAAUUUAAACUUAGGUUGUGUUAUGCGGUGUAUCGAAACGGGAGUACGGAGACCGAACGGAAUAUUCUUGGCGUACUGUCCGGUGCUAAUUAGUUUCGUUCCAAGUCCUGCUCGAAUGCUAUGUCUGAUGGAUCCACUGCUACCAUUUGGAUUCAUGAUGCGCUGCUUGAAGGCUUACGCAUGUCCGAGUAAGGAAGUGUUGGAGCACAACCAGCGACGGUUGGAAGAACGGAAUGCUAUAGUAAACGCUGGCAGUUCCACCAACAAUUCCACGUCUUCGUAUGUGGUUAUUCAGAAGGAAGUCGAAACAGCCGGCAAAAGUGACGCUAAGUUUGAUGACGAUAAGUCAGACAAUUCGGCGUCUCCGGAAAAUUCCGCCUGGGAUCAGCUUAACAGCAUUGAAACUGUACAGAAUCAACACCUGAGUCCGGUUAGUGAUACCAUUAGUGACACGCUGGCACUGAAAAGUCAAACCAUCGGAAACACCAUAGAUCAGAUGAGUCCGGAUGAGAGUAACACGAUCACAUCGUUGGAGGAGGAUUCUCAACCGAUUACGCUCCAACAGGUGAACCUCGGAACCGAACAGAGCAACGUUACAGUGAUAGAUGACCUUGAUAUGGAACUGCCAAGUGAUAUGAGCUCUGAACAAAACACCAACAAAAAUGUAUCCGAUUUCAUCGAAAGGUACGUGCUGGACACUACGACGAAUGCUGCCGGUCAGAUAGAACCUAUACUGAGACCGGCUUCGCGUUCCGCUUCUGAAGAAAACGUAGUUUUGGAUAUUGGCAGAGAAACGCUCAGUGUUCAAAAUCUGCAAGAAAAAGUUGCAAACGUGGCCACUAGUUUGGUGAAUCGUGUUUCGUCCACAUUUAGCGCUAUCACCACUUCAAACCCAAUUGCCAGCAGUAGUUCCCAGUCUGAUUUUCAGAGCAAUCUGGAUGCUUUAAUCGCGCGUAGUCCUUCGGAUGAAUUCAUUUUUGAUGUACCGAAAGAUUCCCAUCUGUCUCCGUACUGGGCAACGGAUGAGGUUCUACGUCAGUUCCCUCCAACGAAAAUAUUAUCGGUGGUGUUGGAUCCAUGUUUGGACGAUUGUGUGAUGUUUGCGAAAAGACUGAAAAAUUUAAACAAACCUGUUUCGUUGGAUAUACUACCGGGGCUUCCGCAUGGUUUUCUCAAUUUCGCUUCUAUCUCCAAAGAAGCACACGAGGGCUCCAAAAUGUGCAUCCGUCGCAUAGCCGAGCUGCUGGAGCAGGCCGAUCUUCCGACCGACGAGAGAACCGCCGCCGACUGCUGUUAGCGAUUCGGGAGCUGCCUAGCCGAAUCAAAGCUAUUGUUUCGCAAAGGUAGUGAACACAUCGCCAGGGUCUAGUCAGCUGGCUGCUUGAAUAUUAAUAUUCUCAAAACAUACGGUGUUGAGGCAAAAAUAUAGAGGCUGUAGGUUAUUUUUGACUGUUACUGCAUCUUGGCGCUCAAGGUUGCAAUUCUACUAGCAUGGCAUUGUGCAAUCGCUUUUUUAUUCUUGUAAGCUGCCCAUGAUGCUACAUGGCAGUUAUGGAUAUGUUGUAGGAAAAGCAAAACUAAACUUAGUACAUUACAUUUGAAAAAUACAUAUUUUGGCAACUGAAAAUAUCGAAAGAAAAUUUUCACGAUGAAAAUAAUCAUUGGCCUUCGCUAAGGGUCCAAAACUGAUUCCAAACCAAAUAAAUCGUAUGUAGACAAACAGGUCUUACUGUAGAUUACAUUACAACGCAAGCACUCAUAGCUCAGCUCAACGCAGUUUUUAUUAGCAGCAAAGCAAUAUUAAUAAUUUCAAUGGAGAAAUUAACUCUGGAAGCAAUCACAUUUCAUUUUUUUUUCUUUAACUCUGAAGUCUGGAAAGCAAUGUACUCUUUUCAAUAUUUUCAUUAUUCCAAUAUUUGAAUUAAACUGGCAGAUUUUGCUAGUGGCAAUCACAUUCUAUAGCAGGGAAAAUUGCUUGAUCAUAUUAAUUGAGAAAUUAGACAUUCCUAAAACGAACUAGUGAAGAUAUUGAAAAGACAACACCUAGAUCAAAUGUACCUCUGAACAAGUAUUAAACUGCAAUCAAAAACACUGAAACCGAACCACUAAACUACUGAGUUGUGCUUAUAAUUGCGGUCAAUAGUUACCGUGCGCUGUUUGAUAUUGCAACAUUGUGUGAAAUUGGCUGUUAUUUAUACAAAAAAAAUCUCAUUGCUUUAAAUCCGUAUGCAUACGUUUGGAAACCAAAGACUUGUACUGUUCCGAUAUUUAUACAUGUUGUUUUGUUGGAAAGCAUUUAUAACAAGUAAGAAAGCGUUUCUUUUACGAAAAACUUUCGUUUUGUCUAUGAGAUGCAAGAGAUGCGAAAUAUAUUUACCUACAUACAUAUUAACUACUUUGAUACACCGACAGCAAACGCGUCACCAAAAGAAUGGGUGUACCUAUAAAAUAAACAUCUCAGAACCGAAACUGUUGUUAAAAAAAAUGAUGCAAGUUAUAUUUCAAACUCAAAUGUUAAUUAAAUUUACAUACAUUAUUGUAUAACACAAGGUGUAAAGUUAAUAAAAUUAUUACAAUAAA